Triticum turgidum subsp. durum (durum wheat) is the source of this 1263-nucleotide messenger RNA. Lineage: Eukaryota; Viridiplantae; Streptophyta; Magnoliopsida; Poales; Poaceae. The record is from the annotation of a GenBank genome assembly.
AUGUCACCAUUAAACGUCGGCAACCAUAUGUCCGCAUUGUCACCUCUGGAAAAAAGGUGGAACCGCCUUGCCGAUUCGUCGGCCGGAGGAGGAGGAGGAGGGGAGGAAGUUGAGUUCUUGUUGGUUUCUUCCGCGGGAGCCGACCGCACAUGCCAACAACCCCCCGGAGCAGAAGCCAAGCUAGGACCACCAGGCAUGGACUUCGGCGACACGAGACGCAAGCCUAAUUUCGCGGGAAAGAUCGCGGUGGCUGCUGCCCUCACUGUCAUGUGCAUAAUUGUGUUGAAACAGUCUCCUGGUUUUGGCGGUACUAGCGUGUUCUCUCGCCAUGAAACUGGGGUGACUCAUGUGCUGGUGACUGGAGGUGCUGGAUACAUUGGCUCACAUGCUACUCUUCGUCUCCUUACGGACAACUACCGAGUUACCAUUGUGGUCAACAAAAUGUUUUCGGAGAACGCGUUUGAUGCUGUUAUGCACUUCGCUGCUGUUGCUUAUGUUGGUGAGAGCACGCAAGAGCCACUAAGGUACUACCACAACAUAACAUCAAAUACGUUGACAGUGCUCGAGGCAAUGGCAGCACAUAAUGUAAAAACUCUGAUUUACUCGAGUACUUGUGCAACAUAUGGUGAACCUGACACAAUGCCUAUUGUAGAGACAACUCCUCAGAUACCUAUCAAUCCAUACGGGAAGGCAAAAAAGAUGUCCGAGGACAUCAUUCUAGAUUUCUCAAAGAAAUCUAACAUGGCUGUGAUGAUCUUAAGAUACUUCAAUGUGAUUGGAUCAGACCCGGAGGGACGCCUCGGGGAAGCUCCAAGGCCUGAACUGCGUGAGCAUGGAAGGAUUUCUGGUGCGUGUUUUGACGCAGCAUCAGGAAUCAUUCCAGGGCUAAAGGUUCGAGGAACAGACUACCCUACUGCUGAUGGAACUUGCGUAAGAGACUACAUCGAUGUCACAGAUCUUGUUGAUGCUCAUGUCAAAGCUCUUGGUAAAGCCGAGCCUAACAAAGUUGGAAUCUACAAUGUCGGCACAGGGAAAGGUAGGUCAGUGAAGGAGUUUGUAGAAGCGUGCAAGAAGGCAACCGGAGCCACCAUCAAGGUUGACUACCUCGACCGGAGGCCCGGGGACUACGCCGAAGUAUACAGCAACCCGGCCAAGAUCCGCGACGAGCUGAACUGGACAGCCGAACACACAGACCUCCGCGAGAGCCUUGCGACGGCCUGGAAAUGGCAGAAGGCGCACCCGCGUGGAUACGGGUCGGCCUGA